Molecule: messenger RNA, 952 nt
Organism: Aphanomyces invadans
Lineage: Eukaryota; Oomycota; Saprolegniomycetes; Saprolegniales; Verrucalvaceae
Exons: 4
Coding region: 35-589 (184 amino acids)
Source: RefSeq, a predicted model, not a curated record
CGUCCAUCGGGCUUCUAGGUAACUGAACGGCAGGAUGGAGGUGACGAUGGCGAUGUUCAUGUCGCCGGUGGGGCAAGCUCUCGCGUUCGCAUCCGUCGCGGGGUAUCUCACGUAUCAUUACGUGGGUGAUGUCGCCAACUGGACCGGUCAAGACGUACUCUUCGUGGUUGCUGUAGCCGCCGUCGUCCUCAUGCAUCGAUAUCGUGUCAAAGCCUAUAUUGAGCACGACCCGAAGCAGCGCAUCUUGGACGACGUGGUGCCAGCGUAUUCGCUGGAGGACGUCGAGUACGUCCAGGGUUCCCCCGUACACUUGGGCGAAUCCCGCGUUGUUGCCGUUCUCUUCUUUGCUACGUGGUGCAAGGGGUCCCGCGCUGCCUUGAACGAGUUUGAAAAGGUGUGCAGCACAUACGGCCGUGACGUCGCCUUCGUUGCCGUGACGCAAGAGUCCAAGGAAGAGUUGGCGGCGUACGAAGUCCACGGCCGACGUGCAACCAACUUCAAACCCUUGAGCGACUUUAGCUUUGCCAUUGGGACGGAAAACGGCACGCUGACCAAGGAGUACGCUGACGUGACGUUGAAUCCGUCGUGACGCUUGGUGGUUCGUAGGUACCAACUCAAGCACAAGAUCAACACACUGCCCCAUGUGUACUUGAUCGGUCGCGAUGACUCGAUCUUUUGGCACGGCCAUCCCGUCGGCCACUUCGACGUACGUAUGUUGGUGAUCUGUUCAUCGUCGCAUGACGCGACGGCUCGUAGGACGCCACGCGGCGCACCCUGGCGUACGAUUUCUCCGCCGCAUCAAAUAAGAUAGAAUGAAAUCGUUUCGCAGAGAAGCGAGACAUGGCGGGAAGCGCCACGUGCUUGAAACGGACGGCGGCGCGCAUGGGUAGCCACGAGCCAAAUUUUCGACCGUGUGUGCACAUCGACACCAUCGAAUGCAGGAGCAUCACUC